CAUUUUUCGACCUCUGAGCGAUGGACAUCCUCAAGGGGGCGGCGCAGUCGGUGGUGUAUGCGUUCACGUCAUGCGUGGAUGCGUCAUAUUCGCGGCGUCUUCGCGCAGAAUCCUUUGAAAGCGAAGCUCCGUUCCUCGAGAUGCGUGACAAAGCAACAGUGACGUCCAGCAGCAGCAAAAACGUUCACCAUCUCUUGUCGACGCCGAUGGAUAAGUACUCGCGAAUGGUGCAGGCGGGGGUGCCAACAGAAAAAGUGAAACUCAAGAUGAGCAUGGAAGGAAUCGAUCCCCAACUACUGGACCAUGCAGCUGCACAGUCAUAUGAAACGUCUUUGUACCCCAUGCAGUCAGCUCACCGGCCGCUGCAGCCGCAUCAAUCCCAACAACAAUUCCCUACCAUGUCUGUGUAAUGUAAAUAUCUUCCUUCCCUCAUUAUACUAUGUGUUUUCCCG
Aphanomyces astaci is the source of this 452-nucleotide messenger RNA. RefSeq lists its product as hypothetical. The transcript has a single exon. Gene Ontology annotation, cellular component: WASH complex. The coding region runs from base 21 to 410 and encodes 129 amino acids. NCBI's taxonomy places the organism in Eukaryota, Oomycota, Saprolegniomycetes, Saprolegniales, Verrucalvaceae. The record is from RefSeq and is a predicted model, not a curated record.